Messenger RNA from Oryza sativa Japonica Group (Japanese rice), 960 nucleotides. RefSeq names its product glutathione S-transferase T3-like. NCBI's taxonomy places the organism in Eukaryota, Viridiplantae, Streptophyta, Magnoliopsida, Poales, Poaceae. The record is from RefSeq and is a predicted model, not a curated record.
AUGUCCGAGGACACUGAUGUCGAAGUGCUAAUGCCAAAUGAAGACCUUCGUACUUCAACAAAUGGUGCAAAAGGAAGUGCCAAAAGAUCAAGCAACUAUACUCGUAAGGAGGACAUUCAAUUGUGCAUUUCAUGGCAGAGCAUUAGCUCAGAUCCUAUUAUUGGCAAUGAGCAACCAGGGAAGGCAUAUUGGCAGAGGAUCGCAGAGCACUACCAUGCUAACCGUGAUUUUGAGUCUGAUAGGAAUGCAAACUCUCUUGAGCACCAUUGGGGUAACAUUCAGAAGGAAGUAAGCAAGUUUCAAGGUUGCUACAAUCAAAUUGAGCGUCAUCAUCCAAGUGGCAUACCACAUCAAGAGCUUGUUCUUGAAGCUGAGGCAUUAUACUCGUCCACUGCACCAAAGAAUAGGGCAUUUCAGUUUAAUCAUUGUUGGCUCAAGUUGAGGAAUUCUCCAAAGUUUCAAACACUAGAAUCCCACAAGAGGCCACGGUCUAGGAAGUCUUUGACCCCAAUUGAGAGAGCUGGUGAAGAAGAUGAAGGAGAUGAUGCUAGCAAGAGUACAGCUCCUGAUUUAUCUCAGCCGAGUGCUAAAAAGAGACCAAUAGGUAGGAAGCAAGCAAAGGAGAAGUUGAAGAAUGGAGGAGAAGAUGGACCAUACAAAGAGGCGAUGAAAGAUUUGCUUGACGCUAAAGAGAAAGAAGCGAAAUUGAAAGAAGAGAGAUGGAAGGAAACUAAGGAGAUUCAAGAGCGCAAGCUCUUAUUUGCUGAGCGUAAGUUAGUGUGGGAUCAAGAACAGAAGAUUAUGUUUUGUGAUGUUUCCACCUUGGAACCGGAUGUGAGAACGUAUGUGUUGGCUAUGAGGGCACAGAUUGCAGCUUCAAAGGUGGCUGCCCUCAAUGGUGGAUUUGAUGGUAGUAGUGGCUUUGGAGGUGAGUUUGGUGGCGGUAAUGGAGAAGUUUGA